This is a messenger RNA of Columba livia (rock pigeon), 2499 nucleotides long. RefSeq names its product 3 beta-hydroxysteroid dehydrogenase/Delta 5-->4-isomerase. Gene Ontology annotation, molecular function: 3-beta-hydroxy-Delta5-steroid dehydrogenase (NAD+) activity. NCBI's taxonomy places the organism in Eukaryota, Metazoa, Chordata, Aves, Columbiformes, Columbidae. The coding region runs from base 239 to 1372 and encodes 377 amino acids. The record is from RefSeq and is a predicted model, not a curated record. Gene Ontology annotation, biological process: steroid biosynthetic process. The transcript has 4 exons.
UAGAGAGGUGGAACCAAGGAUUGAGGCAGACUUUUGUGCGGUUUGUUUAGCAUUGAAGUUGGUUUUGAGCAUUUUCAGAUUUGCUAAUUUCUUUAAUUUGUAAUAGCUUGCAAAUAGCUUUUUCUUUGCAUGGAUCAAUGCUUAGGCUAUUUUUUAAUAGCUAGCGAAAGUAGGAGGUGAACCAGCCAGUCUGAGCUCCAGGGAAAGCUAGUUCACCGCUGAGGAGCAAGCCAGAGCAAUGUCCUUGGCUGGGGUAAGCUGUCUGGUGACAGGAGCAGGAGGAUUUCUUGGCCAGAGGAUUGUCCGCUUGCUGUUGGAAGAAGAGGAGGCGCUGGCUGAGAUCCGACUGCUGGACAAAGCCUUUAGCAAUGAAGCACUCGAGAGGUUUGGAAAGUUCCAGGGUAAGACUGAGGUGAAAAUCCUGGAAGGGGACAUCCGAGAUGUGAUGUUCCUGCACCGUGCCUGUCAGGGGGUCUCCCUUGUCAUCCACACGGCUUCCAUCAUUGACACCUUGGGCCUCAUAGAGAAACAGCUGCUCUGGGAAGUCAAUGUAACAGGUACUCGGCUGCUGCUGGAGGCGUGUGUCCGCUGUAACGUCCAGCACUUCAUAUACACGAGUACUAUAGAAGUGACAGGCCCAAACAGUAGAGGUGACCCAAUUUUCAAUGGUGAUGAAGAUACAGCUUACGAGAGUGAAUCAAAAUUUCCUUAUGCUCAGAGUAAGCGGCUGGCAGAGGAUUCUGUGCUGAAAGCAGAUGGCCAAGUGUUAAAGGAUGGUGGCACACUGAUGACCUGUGCCCUGAGAUCCAUGUACAUUUUUGGAGAAGGAUGCCCAUUUCUCCUAGGCCAUCUGGAUAAGUGUCUGUUGAACAAAAAUGUCUACCUGCGCUUCUCCAGGAAAGAGGCUCUGGUGAACCCCGUGUAUGUGGGGAACAUUGCCUGGGCACAUGUGCAGGCAGCCAAAGCUCUGCAGGUCCCACAGAAAGCCAAGCACAUCAGGGGGCAGUUCUACUACGUCUCAGAUGACACUCCUCAUAUGAGCUAUGCAGAUUUAAAUUAUGAGCUGACCAAGGACCUGGGGUUUGGAAUUGAGCCCCAGCUCCCCAUGCCUCUGACAAUGUUGUAUUACUUCUCGCUCCUGCUGGAGUUGGUGAGCUUCUUGCUCAGGCCCUUUGUCAGAUACAUCCCCUCCACCAACCGCCACCUGGUCACUCUACUGAACACCCCAUUCACCUUCUCUUAUAGAAAGGCACAGAAGGAUUUUGGCUACACGCCUCGCUACACCUGGGAAGAGGCCAGUCAGUGCACUGGUCAAUGGAUUGCCUCCAUGGUCCCACAGAGAAGGCAGUACCUGAAAAUCAAGGCUGCCUGAGUCUUAGCAGGAGAUGGGACCUGGCUAAACAAGUAGGGCCAGGAGCCAGAAGAGAGCUGGGUGAACAGCAGCAGCAGACAACUACAAAGCAUUUAAACGAAGACUUUGUGCAGGAGACCCCUCACCACCCCCUGCCCCCUCCCAACCCAGAAUAAAUAGAAGCAAAAUGUUGAGUACAGGCUGAUCAGAGUAGCAUUACCAUAUAGUCCACAUCCAGCUUGUGCAGCACAGAGACACUAUUUUAGUAAGACUCCACACACUCACAUGGUGUGAACACAUCAGCCCUUCUUUUCACUCCACACCACCUUUAAGGCUUUUGUAAAGCUCAGAUCAUCCUAGAACUACAAUUAUACUUUAGAAAUAUGUGCUACUCAGCUAUACUCCACUCGCUCAGCUCCUGCCAGCCCUACCAAACACGCAGCAGGUAGAAGCCACCUGAUUGCAAAAGCUAUUACAAAUCUUGCUCACUUUUGGAAGAGCAUUGUCCAGUUUCAUGUGCCAUUUAUCAUACAGUCAAACUUGAGAGCACAUUUGGGCACUGUGAGCCUUGUGAGGCCAAAAGUACAAUGUAAGUGCAACACAUUUUUAGUUGGGACACUGUGUGGAGGGAGAGAAGGGGGAGACUUCCUCAUCCAUUCUCAUUUUCCUGGUUAGCAAUUUUGCAAUAAAUCUGAUAGCUGCCCAGCAGAACAAGUUUUAACAAGAUGAAAAGAAAAACAAUAUUGCAGGACAGUCUUGGUCACUGAAGGGUUUCCAUUACAGAGCCAAGACAUUUGUGAAAACUGAGAAAAAACAAGCAGCGCUGAAAAAAAUUACACUGUUUCCAGGUUUCAGCUGGGAACAAAGGCUAACUUUAGGUGAUAGAUGCAAAUGUGUUGUCUCUGUGCUUUUCUGCUGGCCAUAUGAGUUUCUGCAGAAUGCAUAACUUGACUUUUGGGCCAAAACGUAGAACCUGUCUGAACAAAUAGAUGUGAUCCAAUGUUUGCUUCUCAAACAUACAGCUCAGGUGCUGAUGACAGCUCUAAAAGACAGGUCUGUUCUGUUCAUGAUGGUGUUAACAGAAACGUUUCACCUGACUCAGUACUAAUGUAAAUAAAUCACAUUUUCAGAGAUACUGGCAGCUUGAA